AUGGCCGUCACCUUCUGGGACCUGGGCGUCAUCGGGGGCUACUUCGGCCUCGUCAUCGCCGUGGGGCUCUGGUCGCUGCGCCGGGGGAACCGGGGAACCGUCAGCGGGUACUUCCUGGCCGGCAGGAACAUGGCGUGGGGACCGGUCGGCGCCUCGCUCUUCGCCAGUAACAUCGGCUCCGGCCACUUCGUGGGGCUGGCGGGGACGGGGGCGGCGAGCGGCAUCGCCGUGGGGGGCUUCGAGUGGAACGCCAUGUUCAUCGUCCUGCUCCUGGGCUGGGUCUUCGUCCCCAUCUACCUCAACGCCGGGGUGAUGACGAUGCCCGAGUACCUGCGGAAGCGGUUCGGGGGCAGCCGCAUCCAGCUCUACCUGUCGCUGCUCUCGCUGCUGCUCUACAUCUCCACCAAGAUCUCGGUCGACAUGUACUCGGGGGCCCUCUUCAUCCAGGAGGCGCUGGGCUGGGACCUCUACGUCUCCGUGGGGGCCCUGCUGGGGGUCACCGCCGUCUACACCGUCACUGGGGGCCUGGCGGCGCUGAUGUACGCGGACGUGGUGCAGACCUUCGUCAUCCUCACCGGCGCCUCCGUCCUCGCCGGCUAUGCGCUGGGCGCCGUCGGCGGCCUCGGCGGCCUGCGGCUCCGCUACCCGCUGGCCCUGGCCCCCAACGCCUCGGGCGCCUGCGCCCGGCCCCGGCCCGACGCCUUCCACCUCCUGCGGCCGCCCGGCUCCGGCGACCUGCCCUGGCCCGGCCUCCUGCUCGGCCUCGCCGUCGUCUCCUCCUGGUACUGGUGCACCGACCAGGUGAUCGUGCAGCGGUGCCUGGCCGGGCGCUCGCUGACCCACGUCCGGGCCGGCUGCGUCCUCUGCGGCUGCCUCAAAGUCCUGCCCAUGUUCCUCAUGGUGCUGCCCGGCAUGGCCGCCCGCGUCCUCUUCCCCGGCGUGGUGGCCUGCGCUGACCCCCAGGGCUGCCGCCGGGCCUGCGGGACCCCCGCCGGCUGCUCCAACGUCGCCUACCCCCGGCUCGUCGCCCGCCUCCUGCCCCCCGGCCUCCGGGGGCUGAUGCUCGCCGUGGUCCUGGCCGCCCUCAUGUCCUCGCUGGCCUCCAUCUUCGCCAGCGCCGGGGCCCUCUUCACCCUCGACGUCUACCGGCGCCUGCGGCCCCGCGCCGGCCCCCGGGAGCUGCUGCUGGCCGGGAGGCUCUGGAUCGGGGCGCUGCUGGGGCUCAGCCUGGCCUGGCUGCCGGUGGUGCGGGCGGCGCAGGGCGGGCGCCUCUUCGACUACAUCCAGGCCGUGGCCAGUUACUUCGCGCCCCCCAUCGCCGCCGUCUUCUUCCUCGCCGUCUUCGUGCCCCGCGUCAACGAGCCCGGCGCUUUCUGGGGCCUCCUGGGGGGGCUGGCGCUGGGCCUGGCCCGGAUGGUGCCCGAAUUCGCCCUGGGCCCGGGCUCGUGCGGGGCCCCCGGCCGCUGCCCCCCGCUCGUCUGCGGCCUCCAUUACCUGCACUUCGCCCUCGGCCUCUUCCUCGCCACCGGCCUCCUCGUCCUCGCCGUCUCCUUCUGCCACCCGCCCAUCCCCCGGCGCCACCUCCACCGCCUGGUGUUCAGCCUCCGCCACAGCCGGGAGCCGCGAGUCGACCUCGACCAGGAGCCACCGGCCAAGGAGGCGCCGGGCAGCGUCGGGCUCCAGGACGUGGAGGCGGGGCCCCCCGCGGCGACGGCCCCGCCCCCCAGCGCGGCUCCGCCCCCGGCCCCGCCCACCGAGCCGCCGGCCUGGCGCCGCCUCGUCGACCUCGGCGCCAUCGGCACCAUGGCGGCCGCCGUCUUCCUCUGGGCCUAUUUCGCCUGA
Rhea pennata is the source of this 1842-nucleotide messenger RNA. RefSeq names its product sodium/glucose cotransporter 2-like. Gene Ontology annotation, biological process: transmembrane transport; sodium ion transport. The record is from RefSeq and is a predicted model, not a curated record. Gene Ontology annotation, molecular function: D-glucose:sodium symporter activity. Gene Ontology annotation, cellular component: plasma membrane. Lineage: Eukaryota; Metazoa; Chordata; Aves; Rheiformes; Rheidae.